UUUAUUUGUUUCUAUCAAAUCAGGUUAUAAGUUAUAUGAUGACCAGCUGAACGUAUUCGUGUAUACUUGUUGGUUUUAUGUAGCUAGCUGGCUCUUUUAGCAUUUAUUUACAAUAAAACAGCUUUUAAACCCUUUCACUUUCGAAUUCAUCGUCCCUUCCCAGGAAGUUAUCCGUGACGCUUCUUCAGAGACUUUCGUCAUUUCGUACAACUUAAAGAGCAGAAUAUAAUCACAAUAUAGUCGAAUACAUAAUGGCUCUUUUCCAAGUAUCUGGUUUGAAGUCUUAUGCUGAACUCCGUGAGCAGAUUCUUCCAGCCAGACAGACGCAUCUCUUCGACCGAACCAACCACUACAACUUCGGGACCAAAACGCAGGAAUUUGCUGUCCCUCUGGGUGUAGACCCUUCAGGGUUUCUAGGAACCUGCAGCCGUGAUGGUGGUGUGAGUAUAGACCUGAACCACGGGACGACCACCCUGGCCUUCAAGUUCAGACAUGGAGUCAUUGUGGCUGUGGACUCCAGAGCCUCAGCAGGCCGUUACUUGGCGUCCAACGACGUCAACAAGGUGAUAGAGAUCAACCCCUACCUGCUGGGCACCAUGUCGUGCAGCGCUGCAGACUGCCAGUACUGGGAGAGACUCCUGGCCAAAGAAUGCAGGCUGUACAGGCUGAGGAGCAACCACAGGAUCUCUGUGGCUGCUGCCUCCAAGCUGCUGUGCAACAUGAUGCUGGGCUACAGAGGCAUGGGCCUCUCUAUGGGAAGCAUGAUCUGUGGAUGGGACAAAGAGGGUCCCGGUCUGUACUACGUGGACGACCGAGGGACGCGUCUGUCCGGCCGCAUGUUCUCCACCGGCUGUGGGAGCAGCUACGCCUACGGCGUGGUGGACAGCGGCUACAGGGAGGACAUGGCGGUGGAGGAGGCGUACGAGCUGGGCCGCCGGGGCAUCGCUCACGCCACACACCGGGGCUCGUUCCGGUGCUCCCGCUCUACACAUGCGCCACCGUCGACCCUCAAUGCUGUUCAAUGAUUUUACACACGUGUUGAUUAGGACGGUCUUAAUCAAUGCGUCUCAUGUUUUCUUGUCUUAUGAAAAGUAAAACCCUCUUCAGAUAUCUGUGAAGAAUCACUACUUUGCCCCUAAAAUGUUCACUCUUCUUGCUCUUUUGUUGGACGUCUGCAGGUCAAAGACUCGUCCAUUUAUCCUCAGAGACAACAGAGAACACUGAAUAUUCAGAUCAUUGUAGAUACUACGACCACAACAUGUGCUGAUAAGACGCAGGAUUUACAAAUGUUAUUUUGUUACGAUAAAAUGAUCU
Molecule: messenger RNA, 1314 nt
Organism: Gasterosteus aculeatus aculeatus (three-spined stickleback)
Lineage: Eukaryota; Metazoa; Chordata; Actinopteri; Perciformes; Gasterosteidae
Source: RefSeq, a predicted model, not a curated record